Molecule: messenger RNA, 3374 nt
Organism: Pelodiscus sinensis (Chinese soft-shelled turtle)
Lineage: Eukaryota; Metazoa; Chordata; Testudines; Trionychidae
Source: RefSeq, a predicted model, not a curated record
AUCUUUGCCAACAGUAUAUGGGUAUCCACAGACCACGAUGAAAUUGAGACAGUGGCAAAGCAAUUUGGAGCUAAAGUCCAUCGCAGAAGCCCUGAGGUAUCUAAAGACUCAACAACUUCUUUGGAGGCCAUCCAAGAGUUUCUUCAUAAGCAUCCUGAGGCUGAUAUUAUAGGAAAUAUUCAGGCAACAUCUCCCUGUUUACAUCCUGAUGAUCUUAAGGAAGUGGCAAAAAUGAUCCAAAACAAAGGCUAUGAUUCAGUCUUCUCUGUUGUGAGACGGCAUCUGUUUCGAUGGAGUGAGAUAAAAGAAGGUAAUGAAGUAACAACACUUCAAGGUGGCCUGGAUCCAAAAAGACGGCCCCGGCGUCAGGAUUGGGAUGGGGAACUUUAUGAAAAUGGGUCAUUUUACUUUGCUACAAAGGACCUGAUUAAAAAAGGCUACUUACAGGGUGAAAAAGUGAUGUACUAUGAAAUGCGUGCUGAACACAGCGUGGAUAUAGAUGUAGAUAUCGACUGGCCUAUUGCAGAGCAAAGAGUGCUGAGAUAUGGGUAUUUUGGUAACACUGAAAAAAAGCAAAUAAAAAAGGUGAAGCUACUCGUCUGCAUCAUUGAUGGAUGUCUCACUGAUGGUCGCAUUUGUUUGUCAGAAGAUCAAAAAGAAAUAAUCUGUUAUGAUGUUAGAGAUGCUAUUGGGAUUUCCUUAUUAAAGAAAAGAGACAUUCAGGUACUGCUAAUCUCAGAAAGGAACUGUUCAAAGACUAUUUCUGCUACAAAAUUGGAUUGUGAAGUGGAAGUCAGCGUGACAAAUAAACUGCAAGUUGUAGAAGACUGCUUGAAAAAAAUGAAUUUAAGCUGGAAAGAAGUGGCUUACAUAGGAAAUGAAGAAUCCGAUGUGGACUGCUUGAAGACAGCUGGGAUAAGUUGUGUUCCUGCAGAUGCUUGCGCUGCUGCUAAGACGUCUGCUAGCUAUAUCUGUAAAAGUAAUGGAGGCCAUGGUGCCAUUCGUGAGUUUGCAGAACAUUUAUUGCUGCUAAUGGACAAAGUGAAUUCAGAAGAAAAAAGAAAAUGAAGAACUAAUGAGGAAAACCCCCAUUCCUCCCCCUCCCUCCUGGACAGGAUAAAGUCUGCCUUUAUUUUGCACAAUGGCUUGCUUUUGUUUGAAACUUCAACACAUUUAGAAGGGCAUUGUCAACACAUUCAGGCCCCUACCUUGGCUUAAUUUUAAUACAAUCAGUAAUCUAAAUGCUUUCAGUCAGAAGCAUAACGAAAAGGAUUUGUUUGUGAAACAAAAUUACAGCAUUGUGCUUUGGCGUGAGACUCACAAAAUAAAACUGGUUAUUCUAUAUGGACUGUCCAAGCUGAGUGAAAUGCAAAACAUCUGUGGCAGAAAUGGUGAAAGAGAUGCCAUUUAAAAACUAGAUCCUCUUCAUGAAUUUUGUUCAUAAGAAAGCUAAGGACAUUUGACAACUGGGUAUAAAAUGCUACCACGCUGAAAGAGUCUGAUCCAACGUAAUGUAAGCAUUAGAGUCAACUUUUAAUGACUAUCCAAGGUGUAAGACACUGGUUUUUGUUCUUACCCUCCUAGUGUGAGCUUAUUUAUCUUACAACCAUUGCUCUUCCAGUGUGUACACAAACUUGUGCUCAUUAGAAGUGAUUCACAAAAUAACUGCUACUUUCUCAUACUAUAAAUAAUGCCUAAAUAUUGUAACAUGAGUAAACAAUUGUAUAAAAUACUGUAUGUAAGUUGUAUGUUGCUUAAUGCAGACUUUUUGUUGCUUUUGGAUGAAUCCACCAAAAUUGCACAGAGGACUCAUGGCAUCAAGAGGGCACAAAAUUUAUUUUUUGCUAAACCACACGGUCAUGAAAUAAUGCCCUUUGUGGAGUCUACUCAUUUUACAGUAUUUAGUCCUAAUCCAAUUUGAUAUUGUACACUUCCUGCAAGGUAGUAGUCACUCUUGACUCCUGUUGAAUAUUAUUGGGGGGAGGGAGUUCAUGCCAAUCUGGCACUAUGGCCCUAGUCCUAUAAAGCACUUAGGCACAUGCUUAGUUUUAAGCCUGUGAGUAGUCCUAUUGAUUUCAGGAUUGUGCUUUAUACCCUUAAAGCUGUGCUGAUGUCACUGGGACUAUUUACAUGAUUAAAAUUAAUCCUGUUUUGCAAGGCUUUCUGAACAGGAGGCUAAAUUUGCAGGUAAUGGGAACUUUGAGUCAGUUCUGUUGCAAAAACUUUUUGCAAAAAAAAAAAAGUCUGCCCUUUCACAUUGUGAAUAUUAGUGUCAGAUCACUGAAAGGAGUCCUGUCACCGCUUCUGAUCUUUAUUGUAUGAAUGUAAUUCUGGAAAUCUGUAGUUAUUAUAUCUAUAUUGGUAUGAAUCCUGGCUUUUUUAUAUUUUAUAUCAUGUUAAUUCAAGGGUGACUUAUCAAUUGAUCUCUUCCCCCCCCCCCCCAAAAAAAAUGUUUUGAUGAUGUAUUGUGUACAUAUAAGCAGUUGUCAAGCACAGGGCUUAAAAAUGCAGAUCUGUUUCUAAUCUAUUUAUCAGUGGGUCAGAUUCAAACACAGAUAAUGCUAAAACAAUCCCAAUAAUUUUAAUAGGAGCUGCAUGUAUAUAACUGAUAGCCAUAUAAGAAACACUGUUUACAGUUUGGAUAACUUUGAGAUUACAUGUUAAAUUAUAGUGCUGUUGGUUUUGGGAGUUCAGGACAGAUGUAUUGCCUAUCUUAUUUUACAGUUCAGUUUUGUUAAUAUGGUAAUAUAAUUUGUUCUUUUUUAUUGUUUAUUUAAUUACAACUAUAUAAUGCUUAAAACUGAGAUUUCAUUACUGAUCAUCAUUUCAAUUUAUUUGUAAGGCUGCUUGUGAAUUGUUUCCUGUUUGCACCAAUCAGUACAAAAUGAUUAUUGAAGUAUUUCAUAGCGUUCUCCAUAGGAUGAGUUACAGGAAUUUUGUCAACAGGUAUAGGAAAAGCAGGCCCUAUUUUGGACUAAGCUACAGUCCCUUUGACAGUGUUCCUUUUAACUUAUGUAGACUCCUAAAAUCUCAGAAGUUGUAUCAUUUAUAGCUAGGACUCCGCAAGGUAUUUAAGAUGGUGCCUCAAUUAAAUAAGUCGUGCUUAAUUUCCUUGCUUAGUCAGGGCAUAUAUACUCAUUAUGAAGAAGUGUUUAUUAUGAAUGGACAAUAUGAAGCAUGGUUAAAGUUGCUGUACUAAACUUGCUUUCUUUCUCCUCUACAUUAGAGGCAGAAAUAAUAAUGUAUGACAUUUUUGAACACUUGGAGUUUGUACCAUUUUUUCAUAUGUAUGUACAAGAAAUACGGUGAUUUCUUUUUGUCUAAUGAGGAGAAAGAAUUGGUAACUGUUAAAUAAAAUGUUCACACUUCUGCCA